GACCGAGAAAGCAACUAUAACAACGUCCUUGUCAGACGCAGAAAUAAAGACAGUCGUUGAUAACAAGGCUUCGGGAAGUAGACAAUAGUGAUGCAUAAGCCACAUUCAGAUACUUAGAACAAUGAAACAAUGUCGACACAAAUACAUGGUUGUAUAACCAUGCCAUUCACACCAAUAGCAAACGAGCAACUGGUGGGUUUACUUAAUCCCAAACACACGCCCAAGGCAUGCCGUCCUUUUCGUCCAGAGCGAGGCGUCAGCUUGAAACUUUUGUGAGAGUCGAGUAUAUAGACUCGUAAUCGAACAGCUGCCGUCCCCCUGAAAGCUCGGAACAUCAAAUCCCACGCCAUAAAUCAACCUGAAGAACCCGUAUACCGGCCAUCAUGCAGGUGGACAUCGUUACCUUCCUAUGCUUCGUCUUGGGCUUCUAUCUCAAAGGUAUAUCAGUAACGGAUAUCCUGGGGUUCUCCGUAGGAUGUGUUCGCGUAGCCUGGCGUCUGUUUUGGUGGUGGUUCUACGAGGAUUACGUGCCGGGGCUCAUCCUCAUCGGAACAAUAGCGAUGUUGGCGGGCAAAACGGUCUUCGCGGCGAUAGUAGGUGUAAUCUCCCUCAGCUUGCAGAUCCGGUAUCUAUUCACUAUACGACACGCCCUCGGGCACCUCGUCUUGUUGCUUGCGGCCCGUCUGGCCCGCCCUUUUCAGCUCGCUUUCGCGAGAGAAGUGCAUAGGUUUAUGCCGCCAUCCGUAGCAUUCGAUACACUAGGAUUUAUGGUGGUGGUUUUGCUAUUGCUUCGGGGUAUAUAUUUGGUGGACUUCGGAUUUUCUCAUUUCGAUAUAGAAAACGAAGACGAAAUACGCCAGCACUUCGAAGCGGCUACGAUGAUACCCCAUCACCGAUGGAGACACGGAGUAGACGGUCAAGUCGUCCCGCUAACGGAUUGGCAUUUCGAAUAAUUCAUUUGGUAGCCUUGAAUGAAGGGGUAAGAUAACCAGACGGGAUAUAUAUAAUAAUAAAUUUCAAAUGACUUUCGAAUGACUUUCGAAAAUGCAACGCUAUGCU
Molecule: messenger RNA, 1059 nt
Organism: Annulohypoxylon truncatum
Lineage: Eukaryota; Fungi; Ascomycota; Sordariomycetes; Xylariales; Hypoxylaceae
Exons: 1
Coding region: 384-953 (189 amino acids)
Source: RefSeq, a predicted model, not a curated record